Daktulosphaira vitifoliae (grape phylloxera) is the source of this 788-nucleotide messenger RNA. It is a transcript of the gene RpL18, whose product is annotated as 60S ribosomal protein L18. Lineage: Eukaryota; Metazoa; Arthropoda; Insecta; Hemiptera; Phylloxeridae. Gene Ontology annotation, molecular function: RNA binding; structural constituent of ribosome. The transcript has 5 exons. Bases 148 to 714 code for a protein of 188 amino acids. Gene Ontology annotation, cellular component: ribosome; cytosolic large ribosomal subunit. The record is from RefSeq and is a predicted model, not a curated record. Gene Ontology annotation, biological process: translation.
AACUUAGUGCGAAAAAGGGAAUUUCGUUCGUUAUGAUAUGUUUAACCUGUAAUGCAGUGUUUAUCGGCCACAAGCACUAGUUCAAGCCGUAUCGCGUUUCUUUCUUGAACUGUAGUACAUCAACGUAUCGUAUAGUGUGUAAUUAUAAUGGGUAUCGACAUUGAUCAUAAGCGCGGCCAUAAGGCUAAGCGGACUGCUCCAAAGUCAAAAGAUGUAUAUUUAUUGUUGUUGGUCAAGUUGUACCGUUUUUUGGCUCGUCGUACCCGUUCUCAUUUCAACAAAAUCAUUUUAAGACGUUUGUUUAUGUCUCGCAUCAACAGGCCACCAUUAUCUUUGAGUGCUAUUGCCUCAAAAAUGAAUAAGAUCAACGACGAAAAACGCAUUGCUGUUGUUGUCGGCACGAUUGUUGAUGAUAAGAGGCUGUUUAAAACGCCCAAAAUUACAGUGUGCGCUCUUCGUGUAACUGCUGGGGCUAGGGCUCGUAUCUUGAAAGCUGGUGGUACCAUUUUAACUUUUGACCAACUUGCAUUAAAAGCUCCAACUGGUAAAAAUACUGUUUUAUUACAAGGUAAGCGUAAUUCUCGUGAAUCAGUCAGACACUUUGGUCCUGCUCCAGGUGUUCCACACAGUCAUACUAAGCCUUAUGUUCGCUCAAAGGGUCGUAAGUUUGAACGUGCACGUGGUAGAAGACGUGGAUGUGGUUUCAAGAAAUAAUCACCCUCUCUUUUUACUCUAUAUUAUUUUUAUUAUAUAUUUUGUGAAAAUAAAGGGACCGUUGUCAAUAAAUA